AUGAAUUCAAAUAAAGUGGAUACUGUAUUUCAAGAGGAAGAGCAACAGAGGCAGGAGGGUUCAUCCAUGGGUGGACAUGAAGCUUUGGAUGAGAGCGGCAAUGGUCCUGCCAAUGCGCCAGGUUUAAAUAUCAACAAUGGACUUGGCAAGUUGGACAGAAGUACAAGGAAGUUUGUUGAUAGGGCUAAGGAACUGGCUAUGAAUGCCGGCCACGAAGAGUCUACGCCUCUUCAUUUGGUAGUGGCAUUGUUCUCCGAUUGUAAUAACUUGAGGCAAGCAAUUGUCAAUGCCAGUCAGGUUGAAGAAGCUGAAAACUCAGUUAGGAAUGUCCUCAAUCAAGCAAUGAAUAUGCUUCCCCGCAGAAUCCCUAAAAAUGAGAAGCAACCCAAAAAGAUGGAUUCAGAAAUUGAAGGUCUUUUUGAUAGAAGUGGGAUCAGUACCUCAAGGGUGAAAUUAGAGGUCAAGAAGCUUUAUGUAUUCUAUCAAGAAAAAACAAGAGCAAUGUCAUUAUUAUUGGAGAGCCCUGGUGUUGGAAAAACAGCAGUGGUAGAAGGCUUAGCCCAAAGAAUUGUUAAACGGGAUGUUCCUAAAUAUUUUGAUGAUGUGAGGCUUUUUGCAUUAGAUAUGGGGGCUUUGGUGGCCGGAACGAAGUAUAGGGGAGAAUUUGAGAAUAGGUUGAAAGCAAUUCUAAAGGAAGCAGAAGAAGCUGAAGGAAAAGUUAUACUCUUCAUUGAUAAAAUACACCUUGUUCUUGGUGCUAGUCAAAUUGAAGGAGGGUCCAUGGAUGCUGCCAACAUUUUCAAGCCAAUGCUUGCUAGGGGCCAAUUUAGAUGCAUUGGGGCGACAACUUUUGUAGAGUAUAGAAAAUAUGUGGAGAAAAAUGCUGCUUUUGCAAAAAGGUACCAAAAGGUUUAUGUGGUUGUGCCAAGUGUUGAGAACACAAUUAGUAUUCUUUGA
Molecule: messenger RNA, 957 nt
Organism: Camellia sinensis
Lineage: Eukaryota; Viridiplantae; Streptophyta; Magnoliopsida; Ericales; Theaceae
Source: RefSeq, a predicted model, not a curated record